AAUGAGAGUGGUGGUCCAUCUUCAAAGUCCACCGAAAUCAAAUGGAAAUCUGGAAAGGAUUUGACUAAACAUUCAAGUCAAACACAGAAUAAAGCCAGCAGGAAGAGGCAGCAUGAGGAACCAGAGAGCUUCUUUACUUGGUUUACUGACCAUUCUGAUGCAGGUGCUGAUGAGUUAGGAGAGGUCAUCAAAGAUGAUAUUUGGCCAAACCCAUUACAGUACUACUUGGUUCCUGAUAUGGAUGAUGAAGAAGGAGAAGGAGAAGAUGAUGAUGAUGAUGAAGAGGAGGAAGGAUUAGAAGAUAUUGAUGAGGAAGGGGAUGAGGAUGAAGGUGAAGAAGAUGAAGAUGAUGAUGAAGGGGAGGAAGGAGAGGAAGAUGAAGGAGAAGAUGACUAAUAGAACACUGAUGGAUUCCAACCUUCCUUUUUUUAAAUUUUCUCCAGUCCCUGGGAGCAAGUUGCAGUGUUUUUUUUUUUUUUCCUCUUGUGCUCAGUCGCCCAGUUCUUGAGGUCUCUUUUCUGUACUCCAUGGUUCUCAACUUAUUUGGGGGGAAAUACCUUGAGCAGAAUACAAUGGGAAAAGAGUCUCUACCUCUUUCUGUUCGAAGUUCAUUUUUAUCCCUUCCUGUCUGAACAAAAACUGUGUGGAAUCAACACCACCGAGCUCUGUGGGAAGAAAGAAAACCCUGCUCCCUUCGCUCUGCUGGAAGCUGGAGGGUGCUAGGCCCCUGUGUAGCAGUGCAUAGAAUUCUAGCUUGUUUCCUCCUUUCUCUGUAUGUUGGGCUCAGAGAGUACACUGUGUCUCUAUGUGAAUGUGGACAGUUAGCAUUUACCAACAUGUAUGUGUCUACUUUCUCUUGUUUAAAA
Molecule: messenger RNA, 866 nt
Organism: Mandrillus leucophaeus (drill)
Lineage: Eukaryota; Metazoa; Chordata; Mammalia; Primates; Cercopithecidae
Product: protein SET-like
Exons: 1
Biological process (GO): nucleosome assembly
Cellular component (GO): nucleus; chromatin
Molecular function (GO): chromatin binding; histone binding
Source: RefSeq, a predicted model, not a curated record